ACUAAACAUGUUUGCCUUGGUACCGUUUUGGUACUGCAAGAUUUAUUAGUUGUGAAUCCAGUUAAAUAAAAAAGCUUCAAAUAUUACUGUGACGAUGAUCUGAACCGACAGUACAGUUGACGUUGGAGGACGUUUCUCCCAGAAUGCAAUUCCUCCUUCACCUGUUUCACUUUCACUCUUGCGAACUCGACUGGUGCUCGACGUGGAGACGACGCGGUGAGGGGAUCCUCUGCGUACAUCGUCACCAUGUUGGAGACUCCUCUCCUGCUGCUGCUGCUGUUCCUUCACUUUCCUCCCUCAUCUGGAGCGCAGCUGCCCAACCAGGGCCAAGCCAAAGACCCCCCCAUAGCCACCAACGGCCAGCCCUUCCCCUGGGGCAGCAUGCGACUUCCCAAGACCAUCUUCCCCCUCCACUACGACCUCAACAUCCACCCCAACCUGACCACCCUCGACUUCACCGGCGUCGUCCGCAUCGAGCUGGACGUGCUCGAGGACACCGGCGUGAUCGUCCUCCACGCCAAGCAGAUGCAGAUAUCCGGCGCGCUGCUUCUGGCGCCCGAGGGCGCGAGGCCUCUCCGGGUGCUGGAGUAUCCUCGCUUCCAUCAGCUCGCCCUGCUGUCGGACUCGGUGCUGACCAAAGGGAGGAAGUAUGAGGUUCAGCUGGAGUUUGCUGCCAACUUGUCGGACAGCUAUCACGGUUUCUACAAGAGCAGCUACCGCACCAGCAGUGGGGAAGUACGGAUUCUGGCGUCGACCCAGUUUGAAGCAACGUUUGCCCGCGGAGCCUUCCCCUGUUUCGACGAGCCUGCUUUCAAAGCCAACUUCACCAUACGGCUCAUACGAGAGCCGCGUCACAUAGCCAUAUCCAACAUGCCCAAGGUUAAAACGGUGGAGUUGCCGGGCGGUUUGCUCGAGGAUCACUUUGGCGCCACUGUAAAGAUGAGCACUUACCUGGUGGCCUACAUUGUGUCGGACUUCCUGUCCGUGAGCAAGACCACCCAGCACGGCAUCAAGAUUUCCAUCUACGCUGUACCCGAGAAGAUCGACCAGACGGCCUUCGCUCUGGAUGCUGCUGUCAAGCUGCUGGACUUCUACGACGACUACUUUGACAUUCCCUACCCGCUUCCCAAACAGGACCUGGCUGCUAUCCCCGACUUCCAGUCAGGUGCGAUGGAGAACUGGGGGCUGACCACCUACAGGGAGACGGGCCUCCUCUUCGACGCCGACAAGUCCUCGGCUUCGGACAAACUGGGCAUCACCAAGGUCAUCGCCCACGAGCUCGCACACCAGUGGUUUGGCAAUCUGGUGACGAUGGAGUGGUGGAAUGACCUGUGGCUCAACGAGGGUUUUGCCAAGUUCAUGGAGUUCAUUUCUGUCGACGCCACCUACCCCGAGCUGCAUGUGGAUGACUUCUUCUUGGGGAAGUGUUUUGAGGCCAUGGAGGUCGACUCCCUCAGCUCCUCACACCCGGUCUCCACCCCCGUGGAAAACCCCAUGCAGAUCCAGGAGAUGUUCGACGACGUGUCCUACGACAAGGGAGCAUGUAUUCUGAAUAUGCUGAGGGACUUCCUGACUCCAGAGGCCUUUGAGAUUGGCAUCAUCAAAUACCUCAAACGCUACAGCUACCAAAACACUGUCAACAGCCACCUGUGGGAGAGCCUGACGGAUAUCUGCAACUCAGAUGAUCUGGACGAAGGCCGAAUGAAACACAGAGAAUUCUGCUCCAAGCGCAACCUCCCCUCUGGAGCCUCCAAGUGGUACUCUGGUGAUGAGCUGGAUGUCAGGGCCAUCAUGGACACGUGGACACUGCAGGAGGGCUUCCCGCUGGUCACUGUAGAGGUCAGAGGUCGCGAGGUCCGGCUCAGUCAGGAGCGUUACCUGAAGACAGACGACCCCUCCCUCACUGAAGGUUUCCUUUGGCAGAUUCCACUGACGUAUGUGACCAGCGCCUCCAACACCCUCCACCGCUUCCUGCUUAAAACCAAGACUGACGUCCUGCACCUGCCGGAGGAGGUCGACUGGGUCAAGUUCAAUGUGGACAUGAGCGGCUACUACAUGGUCCACUACGCGGGCGAGGGGUGGAACUCCGUCAUCAGACUGCUGCAGCACAACCACACGGCCCUGACCAGCAACGAUCGCGCCAGCCUCAUCCACAACGUCUUCCAGCUAGUCAGCGUGGGGAAGGUGAGGCUAGACACGGCCCUGGAGCUGUCUCUCUACCUGUCCAGGGAGACCGAGGUCAUGGCCGUCACUCAGGGCUUCGGGGAGCUCGUGCCUCUCUACAAGCUGAUGGAGAAGAGGGACAUGGCUGCUCUGGAGAACCAGAUGAAGGGCUUCAUUGUGGAUCUGUUCCGGGGCCUGAUAGAUCGGCAGGAGUGGACAGACUCUGGAUCGGUGUCUGAGCGAGUACUCAGGAGCUACCUGCUGGUGUUUGCCUGUGUCAGGAACUACGCUCCCUGUGUGACCAAAGCCACCCAGCUCUUUAACAAGUGGAAGGACUCCGAUGGCAACAUGAGCCUCCCCGUCGACGUCACGAUGGCUGUGUUUGUGAUUGGAGCUCGAACCCCAGAGGGGUGGGACUUCCUGUUGGAGAAGUACCGCAGCUCGAUGCAAAUGUCUUUGAAGAGCCGCCUGAAAUCCGCCAUGGCCGUCAGCCCGCUGCAGGACAAGCUCAAGUGGAUGAUGGAGCAGAGCCUCACCGGCGAAGUGAUGAAGACCCAGGAUCUGCCGGACGUGGUCGUCUAUGUCAGCAAGAACCCCCGCGGCUACAAACUGGCCUGGGACUUCUUCCGGGCCAACUGGCACACCUUCGUCAAGAAGUUCGACCUCGGCUCCAGCACCAUGUCAUACAUGGUGACCGGGGUGACCAACCAGUACUCUACCAGGGAGAUGCUGGAUGAGGUGAGAAGCUUUUUCGGCUCCCUGACGGAGGAGAUGGGCUCCGAGAUGAGGUGUAUCAAGCAGACCUACGAGAGCAUCGAGGACAACAUCCGCUGGAUGGACGCCAACCUUCCUCUGCUGCAGGCCUGGCUGCACAGACGCAGCAACAAAUUGUCUCAUGAGGAUUUAUAGCACCGGGGGACGCAAAACAUCUGGUGUGGUUAGUUGUGUUGCUUAACGGAAGUGUGGGUCUCGUGUGGACGCUUAUAUUUGACUACAACUAUGAAAAAGACUUUGCUACUUCUCAACUUUGACUUGAACAGCAAAAGUCUCCUGACUCACUCUGACAUUUUCCGUAAAUUUGACCAGCCAAAUUUCGGAAAAAUGUCCCUAACAACAUUUGCGGACAUUUGCAUCCUUACAAACCUACUCGCGUCCGGAAAAGUUCUUCAGCCCUAGACAGUAAUUUUUUCACUUUAGCCCCAUAAAAUAUUACAAUUUCAGAAGGUAAAUAUCUUUCUGUUCCCAGAUCUGCAAGUGUUUCCUCAGUCUGUGAAAGUAGCCCCAAGGAGUUUAUGUGUGUAUAUAUAUAUAUAUAUAUAUAUAUAUAUAUAUAUAUAUAUAAUUUUUUUUACGAGAUAUAUAUUAUACAAGAUUUUGUAUAUAUAGAGAUGUGUGUAUAUUGACAUCCCGAGCAGAAAAUGAUGUCACUCCUUGUGUGCGUGUGUCCCUCCAGUGAAUCCGUUGGCCCUCCUCAUAUUUAUGAAGCGAGAUGACAAAGUCCAAUAGGAAGCAUUCACGUCAAAGCGUCCUUCCAAAAUUUCCUCCACUGGUUUAUUUGGUUUAAAAUGAUGGAAGAAAAUACCAGAGUCAAUAUUUGGUCUGGCUUUUCCGAGGUGGAGAAGCCACGAAGCAUUUGUGUUUUGUUCUGACAAGACGCUGGUGCCAGUGUGACAUCUAGUGCCAAAGUGAAUAUCUUGUUUGUAACCGAUAAAUAAUUUCUGUAUGUGAGAGGUCUGAGGAAGCACUGUAAGUUUCUUGAGGAACCGUCAGGGCUCAAUUGUUGUUGUGAUUCUAAGAAAAAGUAUAAUUGGUUUAGUUUUGUUUUUCCCAUUGAAAAUUAUGUGCAAUAGAAUAUUUCUAUUUUUGAGCUUGCUGUGUGUAUGUCUUUAUUUCACUUAGUGUGUGUGUGUGCGUGCACCUGUGAGCUUUUAACUUAAAUUUGAAGACGUUCAAAGAUGUUUUCGUGUUGGCGUUAAUAUUGUACUGUUUUGUGAAAUUACUUUGUGAAUGUUGCACAAAAUUAAUAUACUGCACGACAUAGGAUAUUUGAUUUUUUUUUCUCCAUAAUUAUUUUUGGCACCUUCCCGUCUCCUUCUCAUAAGAAAAAAAACAAACAAAACAAAAAAUAGGAUUGUACAUGUCUGCUAAAGAAAUGCCUGUUCACAACACUGAUUCCAGUGCCUUUGAAUUACAAUUGUGAUAAAACUCAAUAUCACUCCGCUGUACGAAAUUAUGUGAAAGAUAUUUAGCUUUAUUUAAAUUCACCUACAGCUGAACACAAGAAAAUGCACUAUUAGGAAUAUGUCGUUACAAAAAGACCUUUUUAAAAUUCCACAGAGUCUGAAUGUGUAAAAUGGCUCUUGUUUUAUUUUUUCUAUGGUUGAAUCAGAUUUUGGACCAAUAAAGUUUAAAAAUUCCCUUCA
Scophthalmus maximus (turbot) is the source of this 4586-nucleotide messenger RNA. It is a transcript of the gene erap1b, whose product is annotated as endoplasmic reticulum aminopeptidase 1b. Gene Ontology annotation, cellular component: cytoplasm. NCBI's taxonomy places the organism in Eukaryota, Metazoa, Chordata, Actinopteri, Pleuronectiformes, Scophthalmidae. Gene Ontology annotation, biological process: peptide catabolic process; proteolysis. The coding region runs from base 247 to 3072 and encodes 941 amino acids. The record is from RefSeq and is a predicted model, not a curated record. The transcript is spliced from 19 exons. Gene Ontology annotation, molecular function: peptide binding; metalloaminopeptidase activity; zinc ion binding.